This is a messenger RNA of Fusarium sp. VM40, 801 nucleotides long. Lineage: Eukaryota; Fungi; Ascomycota; Sordariomycetes; Hypocreales; Nectriaceae. The record is from the annotation of a GenBank genome assembly.
AUGUCCGAACGAAAGGUCCUACAGAAAUACUACCCCCCGGAUUUCGAUCCGAGCGCUCUCGAGCGCCGUCGCGGGCCCAAGGCCUCUGGGCCUCGCGUCCAGGCAGUUCGUAUCAUGGCACCAUUCUCAAUGCGCUGCACUCGUUGUGGUUGCUUCAUCUACAAAGGGCGUAAGUUUAAUUCCAGAAAGAUAACACCGCCGGACGAGAAGUACUUGGGCAUUCAGAUCAUUAUGUUACAUAUCCGUUGUACCGGUUGCAGUUCAGAGAUCAUACUCAAGACCGACCCCAAGAACAACGACUACGCUGUGGUUAGCGGCGCUGUGAGAAACAACGAACCAUGGCGCAACCGCGAGACGGAGAACGAAGGCGAUGACGAAAGACUCGACCGAUUAGAGAGGGAGGAAGCAGAAGCUGCAGGCGAGGAAGAAAAGAACGCCAUGGAGGAACUGGAAGCCAAGAACCUGGAUGCUCAGCGAGAGAUGGCCGCGGCCGAUGCGCUGGAUGAGAUACGGCACAGAAACGCCAGAAUCAACAGAUCCGAAAAGGAAGGCGUCGACUUUGCCGACAACAUCAUAAGAUCCGAGGAUCAGGAGAGAGAGAAGCAGGAGAGAGAAGAUCAGGAGGCUGCUCAGAAGGCGUUUGCGGCAGCGCGGUCGCGGAUGGAUACCAUCGUUGAGGAUGUGACGCCAGAGCAGGCAUCUACCAUCCCGGAGCCCGAUAUCCCAGCUCCUACUUUCAAAAGAGUUGUUAAGAAGAAAAAGAAUCACGCUGCAGCGCUGGGACUUAAGAAGAAAUCAUAG